Rana temporaria (common frog) is the source of this 12105-nucleotide messenger RNA. RefSeq names its product MAX dimerization protein MGA (gene MGA). Gene Ontology annotation, biological process: positive regulation of DNA-templated transcription; cell fate specification; regulation of transcription by RNA polymerase II. The transcript has 25 exons. Gene Ontology annotation, cellular component: nucleus; MLL1 complex. The coding region runs from base 279 to 9236 and encodes 2985 amino acids. Lineage: Eukaryota; Metazoa; Chordata; Amphibia; Anura; Ranidae. Gene Ontology annotation, molecular function: RNA polymerase II cis-regulatory region sequence-specific DNA binding; protein dimerization activity; DNA-binding transcription factor activity, RNA polymerase II-specific. The record is from RefSeq and is a predicted model, not a curated record.
CUGGCGAUGCCAGGUGAGUGACGUCAGCCGCCCGCUCUGCGCCUGCGCAGUCGGUGUCUCCCGUGUGGUUGGAAGAACGGUGGAGCAGCUUUUUUUUUCUUUAGGAUAAAGCAAAAAAAAACUAAACAAAAAAACAAAACAAACCCCGAAGACACGUGUAGAGUAAGGCGGCCGGAUGGGACUCGGGGCUUGUCGGCAGUGCUUGGAGGGAAAGGUCAGCUGUAUGUACAGCCUGCGGCGAGCAGUGAAAAUGAAUUUUCAAUGGUAUUUGAAGCCUGAUGAGUAAGUCUUCAGCAUUUUUGACCAUCAUGGAGGAAAAUAAGAUGCCAGAAGCAGCUCCAGAAAGUGGGAGUAAACCUCCAUCAACAACGCCUGCUUACUUUGUUAUCUUACACCAGUCUGAGGGUGAUGAAAAAGAAGAAAGGAUCCUUGUAGCCAACCGAGAUGCAUCUGCGGUUGCGCCACUUGUCCAGCCUGGACCUCACGAAUCAAAAUCAAAUGGCUUUCUGUCAGCUGAUUGUAUUUCUGGAGGAAUUACUGUAACCCUGGAUAACAACAACAUGUGGAAUGAGUUUUACAGCUGUAGUACAGAGAUGGUAUUAACUAAGCUAGGAAGAAGGAUGUUUCCUUAUUGUCGCUACUGGAUAUCCGGUAUGGACCCUUACCAGAAGUACAUCCUUGCUAUGGACAUCACUCCAUUGGACACUCACAAAUACAAGUGGAAUGCCAAGUGGUGGGAGCCUGGUGGAAAAGCAGAACCGCAUGUAUUAGGAAGGACGUUCAUUCAUCCUGAGUCUCCGUCAACAGGGCAGUACUGGAUGCACCAACCUGUUUCUUUCUAUAAGCUAAAGUUAACUAAUAAUGUUUUGGACCAAGAAGGUCACAUUAUCCUCCACUCUAUGCACCGCUACUUGCCAAGGCUACAUGUUAUCCCUGCUGACAAGGCCAUGGAAGUAAUACAGCUCAAUGGACCUGAUGUUCACACCUUCACCUUCCCACAGACAGAGUUUUUUGCAGUUACUGCAUAUCAGAAUGUUCAGAUUACCCAACUAAAGAUUGACUGCAAUCCUUUUGCCAAAGGCUUUAGGGAAGGGACUAUGGUGGGGCGGCCUCCUAAAGAAGGCAAGCCUAAGAUUUUCACAGAAGAUAAAGAUUCACCGGGUAGCAAAAAGUUAGAACAUGAUGAUCCAGAAAGCACUGAAAAACGAAAAGAGUCUAUUUCAUUGUCUGAGCAGUCUGAUGGUGACACUGAAAAUGAAUCGGUCAAUGCCAAGCAAGAAUUACGAAGUCUUUCAAAUUCGCAGAACACGGUCCUACAGAAUUUACUCCUAAAACUAAAUCAACUUAGCAGUUUGGGUGACGCACGUACUGUGACAACUCCAAUUCCAACUCCAACUCCAACUCCAACUCCAAUUGUAUCUGUACCUGUACCUGCACCUGCACCUGCAAACCAGCCUCAAAUUAAAAUCAAGGAAGAACCUGAGGACAACUAUGAUUACAAUAAGUCUCAAUCUAACAUGGGAGUACAGGUUAAACAAGAGGACUCUGAUGACGACGUAACAGAUGAGUACUCGCACAGCGAUGAUGACUAUCCAAUAUUAGAGAGGCACUUUGCACAAUUUAGUACAAAGCUUCACUCAGAUAGGAAGCAAUCUGUAAGAAGUCCAUCUGGAGUGGCAAAAGCAAAAUUGCUGAAACUUGAAGAAGGUAAAAUGCCAGUGGUGUACCUGGAGUCAUGUUCCACUAAGAAGACUGCUGAGAAUGUUUCAAAUUCGCAAGAGCCUGCGUUGCCUAAUACAGCAAUGCAGAGCAUUAAACAAGAAGAGUGUAGUGACAUUUUCCCAAGCAUUAUUACUUGUAAAAGGGAACCAUUUAGCAGAUCUGAUGAGAAAAGAGCUAUUAAAAGAAAAAUUUAUGCCGACUACGCUGUCCCACUUAAUGUACGAACCAGUCGUGGACGCAGAAAGAAGUCCCCUUCUGCUUCAGACAAGCCCAGAGCAACCAAGACCCCAGUAAUUGAGAAUGGUGAGGCACCUAUAAAGAAAAGAAGGGGGAGACCUCCGAAGAACAAAGGUGCUAAAGUAGGACGCCCCCCAAAGAAGAAGCCGCCUAUAGAAACUCCACAGUUGUUCCCAGAUUUCAAGCCAGACUUAGAGGAUGUGGAUGGAGUGCUAUUUGUCGCUUUUUCUUCAAAGGAAGCACUGGAUGUACACACAGGAGGAAAGCCUAAGACUGAUAUACCAUCACCUCCUCCAAACCCAGCAGUGCAUGUAGAAUUGACAGAGGAACAACAAAAAAUUGUAAAUUUGGAGACACAGCUCCUGGUUCAGCUUAAGGCAAUGAAACACAGACAGGUCAUUCACCCUGCCCUUCAGCAAGUGGGGCUAAAGCUGAACAUUGUAGACCAUGCAAUGAGUAUUGACCUAAGGUAUCUAGGAGUUGAGCUUCCACUUCCUUACAUCACCAGUGACUCCAGAUGGGAUAACUGUGGAUUAAGUUCAGAAGGUCUUCCUUUUGUGUCUAGGACAGGAAAGACAACUGACUAUACAAAGAUUAAAGGUUGGCGGGAUAAAUUCUCAACAAACCCACCGAUAAAAAGUGAAGCUGGUAGUUCAGAGACAACGUUGAAGAAUCGCUCAGCCUUCUGCAGUGAUGAACUUGAUGAGUAUCUAGAGAAUGAAGCGAAGCUGAUAGAAGACAUUAGAGGAACUUCUCAAAAUGAGACAGUUGUAUCAACUGUUAGUUUCCAAUUUCCCACCAAAAGUGCCAGUUAUGUGAGAACACUUGACAGUGUGCUGAAGAAGCAAGCUCUUCAAGCAUCAUCGAAUUCUGUAAAGAUUUCAAAGCCGUCUCCUCCUCCCCAGCCAGUGAAAAAGCGCAAAUAUACGCGCCGAAGCUCAACUCCAAAGUUAAAAUUAAAAGCUGAGCCCGUAUUGCCGUCUCCAGUAGCAUGGGAGAAACCGGUCAAGUCCCGUUCCCCACGGAAGCCAAAAAGUCCAAAGGGAGCAAAACUUUCUUCAUCACUGUGUGUAAUGAGUCCUGUUACAUCUAAAACUGAAGAGAGACCACCUUUGUCUGAAGAUGAUGUGACAGUCCAGCCUAGUGGUCUAACAUCUGGGGAGGAAAGUUUGCGGUCAAAAUUGCCCUAUACUCCCUUUCAGAGUCUACCGUUUACACCAAGGUCCACUGGAAUUUCUAAAGUUCAAAUUAAACUUAUGAAACUUGAAGAGAGUGCUAUAUACCAAGGGAAGCCACGCACUUAUGUCACUGAGGAGCGUGCCGAGAUUGCCCUUUCUGCUCUACUUACUGUCCAGGGUUUCUUAAAAAAAAGAAAACCAUCCCACAAAAUGAUCAGCAAGCGGACACCCCCAUGCAAAAAUAAAUUUUGCCGUCUUGGUUGUAUAUGUGCAAGCUUGAAUCGUGACGAGCGCAAACCUGUUCAUUGCCGGCAAGAAGCCUGUAUGUUUGGUUGUGACUGUGUAAAUGGUGAACCGUGUUCUGAAAAAGAUGGACUGAAUGUUGCACCAACCAGAUGCAAACAAAAUGUUGGUGAGGAUGUGGAUACCUCCACUGAAGAUAAACAUGAUGGACAGUCAGAAAAGCACACUCAUGUGAUGGCUGAGUCCAGCGAAUCUCAAGAAGAGAUGGAGAAACCUUGUAAAUCAGUGCGAGGUAUACCAGGAGUAGAAGCAAUUGGGAUUCAUUUAGGGGAUUCUGCUGACAGCAGUUUGAAGAACUGGUCCCCAAAAGUUUUUCCCAUUUGGGAUAGAUCUGAUGUGGAUAAUGAUCCAGAGCCUCUUUGUAUUCCUGAAAAAGGUGAAGUAUUUGAAGGUAAACCUCCAUACCAUAGAGGAAAAUCCGAGAGGGGCAAGUCCUCUGCAAGUAAAUCCUCUCAUCUCCACACUCCUAGACCUGCAGUUUGCCUGGAGGAUUUGGAUUCUGAAGAUGUGCAGCAAUUAAAUAGUAUGACAUGCGCACGUGUGAGGGGCUACAAGCCUAAGGUAACCGAGGAGAAAGCCAGAAAAGACCAAGACCCUUGUACCAACUCUGAGACCGCUGGAAAGGAAAAUAGCCAUAAACCAAACAAGUACAGAGAACGUGAAAAGGAAAAUGCGAGAGACAAUAGUGAAGUUGCUGAAAAAAGGCACAAGAAAACAGACCGCAGCAACCCCGCCAAGUUACUCAAUAUCAUCUCAGACUGCAGCCGGGAACAGGAUCCCCAAAAAAUCCUCAAUAUCGUCUCACAGCAGGUUGAUAAAAAUGAACCAAAGUCCUUUAGAGUAGGCAGCCUCAAUAUCGAGCUGACUUCAGACAAUAAGGAUGGAGAUGUAUCGAAAUCAUCUGCCACUUCUCAUGUAAAGAUCUCAAUGGCUCCAGACCAGAAAACCGAUCAGGUCACAGAAAAACCACCUUCUGUAAAGGGGAAGACGGAAGGGAUAAAACUUCCUGAGCAAAUACCCUUAGAAACCCAAUCUGAGAAUGAAAUAAAGUCUCAUGGAGGGAAAGGUCUUCCAUUCUACUCCAAGGUCAUUCCAGCUGGAAAGUUGGUCGCUCAAUUAAAAAAUUCUACCCUCAACCAGUCAGAGCUCAUUCAGGUCAAUGGAAAAACAUUUCCACAGGCUAAAUUGUUGUUGGGUCAGAUGGGAGCACUUCAUCCAGCAAAUAGAAUUGCAGCUUAUAUUACACAUAGACUGCGACCUAAUCUGCUUUAUUUGUCUAAAGAAGCCAGUGCCAAAGCAGCUGCUAAUAAUGCUGGGUCAGAAUCUUCUACGGCAAAUGAAAAUGUGAAAGUUGCCACAGAUGGACAGAAAAAUACUGUUGCUUCACCACAGAGUAAUACUGUUUUACCAUCUACACCCAGUGGUGUCUUCACUCAGGUUGUCACGGGUGAAGAUGGAAGUCUAGAAAAGGAAAAUCCUGAAGUCAGAUCACCUGAACCCAGUGCUGUGGAGUUGCCAAAGAUACAUAUGCAGUCUUCUCCACUAGUACUUGUAUCUACUCCAGUAUCAUCAAGCAGUGCGGUUACAGUUGUCUCAUCUUCUUCUGUGAACAUGGUAUCAACUACACCGUCAUUGUUGUCUGGUGCUGCUUCACCCAUUAAAAACCAAGCUGCCUCUUUAUCUACACCCCUAAUACAAGCAACUAAACUAGUAACAGAAGACUCCUCUCUCCCUGUAACUGCAACUUUAUCAAAUGACACCACCAGCACAGUUAGUUUAACAUCUGUUCCUUCUCAGUGUGUGUCAAUACCACCUCCAGCUUUAACCAGAGCUCCUUGUCCACCUGUGACUUCAACUGUCCAUCCACAAGCCUAUCCAGGUACUAAUAAAACUCUUGCUGCUUCAGUGGCUUCAACUUUGGUCGCUUCAGCCAAUCUGCCAACAAUUGGGUUAGUUGGUUCCCCAACUGGAAGACCUACAGUAACACUAAGAACAGUAAUCUCGCCUUCUGUAUCAACACCAAUGGCUACCUUAACAUCAGGACUUGAUAAGCGAUUGGGUCCUCGACUUCUCCUCAUACCAGUAUCCAAUGGCUCUGCCCCUGUUCGCCCAGUACCGAGUGUGCAGACAAGUCCUGGCCAGAAAAUGGUGUUACAACCCAUUAAGGGUCCUAAUGGAAUCAACUUGUUCAGGCACCCAAAUGGGCAGAUUAUCCAGCUUUGGCCAUUGCAAUCGAUUCAAGCUGCUAAUGUUCAACAAACCCAGCGAGUUGUUAUCCACAGUCCAGGUCAAGGUCCUGCAGUGAGUGUUCAACUACCUCUUAAAACCACGACUGAUGAUGCCACGACUGGUUCUGCUACCACUGGGUCAUUAUCUGUUCCUCCUACACCUGCUCUACAAACUGUCUCUCUUUCUAAGAUCAGCCCAGUUAAAUCCGGGGUUACAGUAAUUCCAACAAGUCCAUCUAAAAUUGCUACAAUUCGAAUAGGAACACCGCCUAGAGCUAGCAGUGAGGUGUCUCCAUCUGGCACCAAAGUUUUGUCGUACACUAGUAGUGGUUGUGGAGUUCUUGCAUCCACCGACAUUCCCCUUCGAACAGGAGGCCUGCCAGUACUAAAGUGCUCAACGACUACUGCCCUAAGCUCCAGCCCACUGGAUUCUGCUGCUAAACCCAAAAUUAUAUUGAUGACCAGUAAACCUGCAGUGUUGAUGGAUGCCAACAAAUUAACAAAUUAUUCGUUCUUGAAAUCUGCAGUGAUUGUUUCAACAAGUGAGAAAAAUGCAGAAAGGGAAAAUGGUAAGGAAUGCAAAGGAAUAUCCAGCUUGGAAACUGAUAAUGCUGCUAAUAUGGUGAAGGAUCAAAGUGGACCUAAAGAUUCUGUUACUUCUGCAGAGCAGGAGGUUUUGACUCGGUCAAUAAAGAAAAUGGGAGAAACUGAGGAAAUGAGCACAAUCCCAUCUCAGAUAAUGGUUUACGGAAAUCAAUCUAAAAAGUCAGAUAUUGCAAGUGGGGCAUUGUUGCAAGUUACCAAUAACCAGGAUUCCUUGCAUUCUUUACAGAAAAGCUCUGAUGGUUCCACAGAUGUAGAAGCUGGAAGUCUCUCACAAACAAUUAUUGCUGAAAGUGACUGUAAUGUUGAAAAUUCAAUGUCUGAAAAUGCCCAAGAUCCUGCAAAUCCAGCAGCCAAAAAUGCCCAAGAACCUGAAAAUCCAGCAGUUGAAAAUGCCCAAGAUCCUGAAAAUACAGUGUCUGAAAGUGACCAGGAUCCUGAAAAUGCAGCUGCUAAAAGUGACCAGGAUCCAAAAAAUCCAGAGGCUAAAAGAGCCUGUAUUCCUUUGGAACAAGACAAUAGACAUACUGUAGAAUCCACAUGUAGUACUGUAAAGGUACAGACAAAAGAAGAUUCAGAGGUUAAUCAGCAAACGCCAAAUAGAUCUGAGCAGGACGAAGGCGAUAAAGAUGGAAAAGGUGAUGUGGUCACUGAUUUUCCAACAAUAAAUGAGCAAGAUGAAAACUUUCCCUCGGAUCCCAGUUACAAUAGUAGCGCACGAGAAAGUGAACAGAAUUCACAGAGUGAGGAUGAAAGUGAAGCCGAUGACUCCAUUGACAUUGAAACAGUGGAAGAAAUCUCUGAGGGGAUUAACAUUGCUCAUCUUAAAGCAACGGCUACUCCAGUCGCAUCAUACAGUGACAAAAGCACUGUACUUGUAAAGAGACGGAAGAUGGGCUCCAAGGUGAACGGAGAUGAUACGUUUCCAGUAGAAGAAGUAGAUGUGGUGUAUGUUUCACAUCGUAAGAACCACACAGCAAAUGAGCGAAAGCGAAGAAAUGAAAUGAGGGAUCUUUUCGAGGAGCUGAGGAAAUCUCUGGGCCUUUUCAGACUUCCAAAAGCUUCAAAAAUCCAUAUUAUUAAAAAGGCAAUAGAAGAAAUUGAGGGAUUAACAGAUACAGCGGAUAGCCUCAUAAAGCAAAAGACCUUGAUGUCUCAGAAACAGAGUCAGUUGAUUAAGAAAGUGUCAAAUCUCUCAGGAAAACCAAAGGAAGUUGUGAUGAAGAAACUGGAAUACUUAUAUGCAAAGCAGAGUGCUUUAGAAGUAGAAAGUGAAAAAAGUGCUUUAGAAGGAGAGCAUCAAAAGAGUUCUUCGGAAGCCGAGCAUCAGAAGAGUUCUUCGGAAGCCGAGCAUCAGAAGAGUUCUUCGGAAGCCGAGCAUCAGAAGAGUUCUUCGGAAGCAGAGCAUCAGAAGAGUGCUUUGGAAGCCGAGAGUAGGAAGAGUGCUUUGGAAGCCGAGAGUAAGCAAGACUUUGUGGAACAUCAUACUCUCAUAGCAUCUGUAAACAAACCUCCUCCACCUUUACCACUCUUGAGAAUGGAGAAUAAAGCCAAUUGUGAAACUUCAUGUAGUAAAACUAAGAAGCCAAUCAUACUUGCAAGGAAUCAUGUGCUGCAUUCAGCGGGAACACAGCAGCCAGUUGUCAUACCUAUACCCAAUUUACCAAGGGAUUCUUCAGGACAACUGGCAGCAGUGAAGGAAGCCAUUGUUGGACAGGUUGCUGGCAUUCCACCAACACUUGUGUCGGCUGAUGUGAGACCGGCACAGAUGCCAACAGGAAUGGCUUCUGUGGUGAUUCAGCUUCCUGGUACAAUACAGCUGAAGGGUGAAAUUAGUAAUACCAGUAUUCCCAUCACUUUGUCUGCUGUGUCUCACACCAUCUCUACAAUAGAAUUAUCUUCUUCCGAUUCAGAAAAUGAUGAUGACCUGUCCAUGAUGCCCAGGAUUGUCAACGUCACAUCCUUAGCUGAGGAAGCUUCUUCAGAUCUGUACCGGGACAUCAUGGGAUUCCAUACUGCAGCGACUAAGGCAGACACAGAUACUGAGGUUAACACCCUGUUGGCAAAGGAGACUGCUGCUAGUGAUCUUUUGUCGGAUCAAGCAGAGAGAGACCUGUCCUCCGCAAAACAAUUACCAUCUACAUCCCAUCUAGUGGUCACCACAGAAGAAAAACUUUCCAUAAGUCCCCAAACGCAGAAUUCUUACUCCAGUCUUCCAGAAAAUCUCCCCCUGGCCAAAGUCAGUAUUGUUAAUGCCGAGGUAUCCUCGGAAAGUGGAAAGUCGGCUUUGGAUAAUGUCUUGGAGAAUGUCAGAGACUCUGAACUAGAGCUGGAACUAAAACAACUUUCAUCUGCUAUAGAGGAAGCAGAUUUGGACCCCAACGAGUUAUCGGAUGUUAUGGCUGAUCAAGAAGAUGAAACGUUCUCAUCUCUUUUGAAUGAGAUUGCUUUCUUGAAUCAGCAGUUAAACAAUGACCCCAGUGAAAUGGGCUGUGACUUCCCAGCGGCAGACACACUAUCCCAGGAAAGUAUUGGCAUAUCUGCAGAUGGUAAUUCCUCUCCCUUCUUUUUUGAAAAAUUCAAGGAAUUGUCUGAACCAAAAGAAAAGAACAUUUCACUUAGCCCUCUCUUUCUACAAAUAGAUGAGGGAGAGAUUCGGGAAAGUAUUAAGCAUAGUGAAGAGCCAGGUAUUGUUGUAUUUGAAGAUGCAGCUAAUAAAGAAGCAAUGACUGAAGUGGGGAUGGAUCUUCUGCAGCCUCCUGCUAAUGUGACUUUUCUUCAGGCUGUUGAUCAACCAGAAGUGGCCUCUAGCUCAGAUGUGUUUUGGAGGCCUAUGCCCAAAUUGGCACCUCUUGGACUAAUGUCUUCUAAUGUUCCAAGUGAUCAAAGGGUAUUGGGGAACAAAUCUAUGCCAUCCUUGGCUUCCGCUGCAAUCCGAUUAAGUUUACCAAAACCUAUGGAUUAGAUUAUUAUUUUAUUUGGUCAUUUAUUAUUGGAUACAUUUUCAGGUUACUUGAAACAUAUAGUGUUGUACAUUGUAUCAGGUUUCUUCAACAGUGAAUGAAUUUGAAAUCUAAUGCUUAGAAAUCAUGUUUAAAUUACACACAAAAUUGAGUUAUCUUAAAAAAGAUAAACACCUGAAUCCCUACUUCCCAUUUUGCAGCAUGUUUUCUGCUAUAAAGUAACCAAUGCACUUUAAUGUAUAAUCGUGAUUUGUACAUAUGCUUUGGCUAAGCAGCGUUUGCAGAUAUUCUUCUCCAGCAGACGGACGAUGUAAAGCAUUCCUUAUGAGAUUUGUCUCCUGGAACAAUUUACACAAAGUAAACCAUAGGUGCCUCCAUCUCCAGUCUCUACAGCUCCGUCACCUUUCUGUCUGCACUUUACAAGACAAAUUGCUACAGCUUAUGUUUUGUCAGGAACAGUGUUAACUGUCACUUGAACACUCACCCCAGAUACUUGACAAUAAGUUCAUUGCUGCUUGAAUGACAAGCAAUCAUUGCUGUUAUCAAACUGAACAUGUAAAAUAUGUAUAUGUAUUUAUAUUUUUUAAACCAUUUUGUACACAGAUUUUUUUGUACACACGUGUAGAAUGUGAUACAUUUGUUAACGGAUUUACUGUAUUUCUUACUGUAGAUACUAAGUGUACGACUUGUGGUCCGCUCAUGUUUCAUUGAGCAAACUUUACAUUAUGAAAUUUGAGGAAGUCCCUGUUUUAAGGGGCCCCUGUCUGAGUUGGUAAACAUGUGAAUAUUUUUUUUUUUUCCUUCGUAUUAUUCAGUCUUGAGGUCUAUUCUGAGUUAAAGGGCUGGUCCUUCACCAAACUAAUAUUUUUUAAUUUGGGUUAGAAGCUGGUGGAAUGACCAACAGUUUCUUUUAUGUCCCUAGAUCUCCAGCAGAAACCUUGCACAAUCUUGGACCUUCCUUGGCACUGGUGUCCAUGGGGCAUAAAUGUUUAGUUCAUCACCCAUUGCUGAAAUGUGAUUUUAGACUUAGACUGAACUUUUAGUUUAAAUUUACAAAAUAUAUAAAGUACAUCUAAUUAAAAGAUGUGCAAAGUCUUAGGCUUUCUACAAACCAAACUCUACUGGCAGUAGAAAAAGGCUAAACAAGUCAAAAAAGCAGUACCACGUUUUGGCAUUUAUUUCAAUAGCAAAUACUCUGGCCAAUGAAAUUAAUAAACACCCAAGGGCUAAACGGGGCUAGCAUUUAGGUGCGUUUACAUGCAUUUUUGCCCAAAACGUUCCUCUCCUUAACACGAUUCUUGUCCAUUCAGGAAAGAGCUGUUUACUGCUCCUAAACUACGGUAAAUGCCUAUGUGUACAUGGACACACAGGCUUUUAUUGAUUUGAGUUUGGGGACUUUGGGGGAAAAAAACGCUCGAAUCUCCUAAACUGAGGUUUAGGAGCAGCCAGUGUACAUGAGACCUUUAGAGUUUGCUUUGUUUAGAAAGCAGCCACAUCCCAAAUAGAAAAGUCUGUUCCCCUGCCAGUUCGCUGCAGAGAAGGGCAAUUGUUCUUUGUAUGGAAGCAGUGGUGUCCCUGUAGAGGACUCCUGCUAAGUGAGACCUAUAGUAAAGUAAUCAGCAAAACUCUUACCCCCCUGUUCAUUGGACAGCUUAAAGAGAAGCUCCAGGCUCCUUCAGAAAAAAUGAAGCCAGGGGCUACAAAUUCUGUAGCUGCUGACUUUUAAGAUUAGGACACUUGCCUGCCCACAAAUCCAACAGUGUCUUCACCCCAGCCUAUUUGCUGCUGCCAUCAUUUCUUGUAGAGGAAACCAGUAGUGAAGCAUUGCGGCUUCACAGCCGGCUUCCUACUGUACAUGUGUGAAAUGCAUUGCGCUUUGUGAAUGGCUCAAUGGCGGGGGAAGGAAGAGGGGGCUGAACUUCCUGGUGACUUCACCUGUCAAGACCAGAUAGUCGCUCUGCCAUCUGAAAGGUGCCAAAUGGCAGUGGAGGGGGGGAGGAAGCAAAGAAGUGGAGCUCCGCUUUAAGCUCUAAUUCACUGCUUACAGAGAGCAAGGGUCCUUCUCUGCACCAAGCUUGUGCAGGGCAAGCUUUUCUACUCAGGCUGCUACUUUCCCAAGAUCUGUAAGCCUUUCUUUUUUUUUUUUUUUAUGGAACUUGAAUACAUUUAGAUGAUUUAAACCUAAAGUUCAGUUUGGCUGAAGAGUGGACUGACCCUUUACUCUGCCCUGAUAUAAAUUGGCAGAACAAUCAUGAUUGGUUAAGAAAAGGUGCAAGUUCCAGAGAUGUAAUUUUCAUUUUCCAACUUUAUUGCUUAGUAAUACCUGGAAGAGCUUUGGGAUUUCUGUCUUCACUUGUAUUGCUAUUCUGGUUAAGUGAGGAAGAAGAUUGUGAUUCUAUAGGUUGGGAAUGACACCUUGAGAACUUGCAUUUUCGAAAACAAAUUGGCAUUGGCAUUACCCAUAGAUGACUAGAUGUGCACAAGUAUUUUGAGUUUGUGCAGUAUUCUUGAGUUUCUCACUUUGUAGGAACAAUUUAACCCAGUAGGAAUGUCAUUCUGACUUAUGAAUUAGCUGCACACUAAUGAAAUGAAAUUGUAAUUGUCGCAGCAAGGACAGAGUAACCCAGUUAAACCUUCUUCUGCAAAGCAAUAAUUGUGAACUUGUCAUUCUGUAAUCCAUAGACCUAGACCCAGGCUGAGUUUGUCUGUCCUCAAAGACUAUGAAAUUGAGAAUAUCUUUUAUUUCCAUGUUAUACGUUAAAGAUGAAAAUAAUCAUUUACUAUCCAGAACUGGUCAUUUAUAUUUUGUCUAGAUGCAAAUCUGUUUGGUGCUAAAUAAAUCAUUGACAAGCAUAUUUGUCCUAAAAUUGA